UGAGCAUAGAGAAAUCUAAUCCUCUUAUCCUCAACCUCACAACUCAAAAUACAAAAGAACCCAAAUGUGAAACACAAACACGCAAUAAUCGCAUAAUUAUUAUUAUUGCACUAUGCUCUCCUUACUAGGAACUUCUUCUUCUUCAACUGCAUUUCUUCCUAGGUCUUUCUCCUCCUCCAUUUCUAAAUCUUCAGUUCCUUCCCUCUCCUUAACUCCAGGGCUGAGUUUUGGGAGGAAGUUUUAUGGAGGGCUUGGAAUUCAAGGUAAGAAAGGGAGGUCUCAGUUCCAUCUCACUGUUACCAAUGUCGCCACUGAUGUCAGCUCAGUUGAACAGAAUGUUGCUUCUAAAGAAAACCAGAGGCCGGUUUAUCCAUUUGCUGCUAUAGUGGGACAAGAUGAGAUGAAAUUAUGCCUUCUGUUAAAUGUGAUUGAUCCCAAGAUUGGAGGUGUCAUGAUUAUGGGUGAUAGAGGGACAGGGAAGUCUACAACUGUUAGGUCUCUGACGGAUUUACUUCCGGAAAUUGAAGUAGUUUUGGGUGAUCCAUAUAACUCAGAUCCGGAGGAUCCCGAAUCCAUGGGUAUUGAAGUCAGAGAGAGCGUCAUGAAAGGGAAGGAGCUUUCAGUUGUGAUGACCAAAAUUAAUAUGGUUGAUUUACCAUUAGGAGCUACUGAGGAUAGGGUUUGUGGAACAAUCGACAUUGAAAAGGCUCUCACUGAGGGUGUCAAGGCAUUUGAGCCCGGCCUUCUUGCUAAAGCUAAUAGAGGGAUUCUGUAUGUGGAUGAAGUUAAUCUAUUGGAUGAUCACUUGGUCGAUGUUCUGUUAGAUUCUGCUGCCUCUGGAUGGAACACGGUAGAGAGAGAGGGUAUUUCGAUUUCACACCCUGCACGGUUUAUUUUGAUUGGUUCCGGUAAUCCUGAAGAAGGGGAGCUCAGGCCUCAGCUGCUCGAUAGAUUUGGGAUGCACGCACAGGUGGGAACGGUCAGGGAUGCUGAGCUCAGAGUGAAGAUAGUGGAAGAAAGAGCUCGGUUUGACAAAAAUCCAAAAGAAUUUCGUGAAUCUUACAAGGUCGAGCAAGAGAAGCUGCAACAACAAAUUACAUCAGCUAGGGCUAAUCUUUCUCAAGUUCAGAUAGAUCGUGAUCUCAAGGUGAAAAUCUCCAAGGUCUGCUCAGAGCUAAAUGUUGACGGUUUGAGAGGAGAUAUUGUGACUAACAGAGCUGCAAAAGCUGUUGCUGCUUUGAAGAAUAGAGAUACCGUCACUGCUGAAGAUAUUGCUACCGUCAUUCCCAACUGUUUAAGACAUCGUCUUAGGAAAGAUCCACUGGAAUCAAUCGACUCAGGUUUACUAGUCAUUGAGAAAUUCUAUGAAGUUUUCAGCUGAGCAUAUGUCCCUUACUGUAAUUUUUGUCCACUCAUAAUUUGUCUUUCAGCUGUUUUCUCAAGUUUGGUGAUAUUCUGCAAAUAUUGACAGGUUAUUCCUGUUUUUGUUGACCACAUUUUAGUAGAUGAAAGAGAAUGUAUGAUAAACUGAUGGAAAUUUCACUCUUCUUUUCAUACUGAAGUUUUCUUGUGUGAUCAA
Molecule: messenger RNA, 1579 nt
Organism: Mercurialis annua (annual mercury)
Lineage: Eukaryota; Viridiplantae; Streptophyta; Magnoliopsida; Malpighiales; Euphorbiaceae
Product: magnesium-chelatase subunit ChlI, chloroplastic
Exons: 3
Coding region: 113-1381 (422 amino acids)
Biological process (GO): chlorophyll biosynthetic process
Cellular component (GO): chloroplast stroma
Molecular function (GO): ATP binding; magnesium chelatase activity; ATP hydrolysis activity
Source: RefSeq, a predicted model, not a curated record